AUGAAACUUUCUCAAAAUAAGAAAUUGUUAUGUCUUAAUGACAUUGAAAAUGAAGCUUUAAAACAAUUACCGAAAAGAUACGGAGAUUAUUAUAAAGGUGGUGCAGACGAUGAAAUUACUUUAAGGAGGAAUUUAGAGAGCUAUAAAAACUUGUUGAUAAGACCGUUUUGUUUGAGAAAUGUUUCAAAUAUUAAUACAGAGAUAACCAUCAAACUUGGAAAUCAAGUUUUUUCAUUUCCUUAUCCAAUAGGAAUUUCACCCUCAGCAUUUCAUAGAUUAGCACAUGAUGGUGGUGAAAAAUUAACAGCAAAAGCAUGUCAUAAAGCUCAAGUUCCAGUUAUUUUUAGUACAAUGGGAAAUAUAUCUGUUUUUGAUAUAAAAAAGGAAAUUGAUGGUGAUUCUAAUUUAUGGUUUCAAUUAUAUGUUUAUAAAAAUAGAGAAAUUACCAAGAAAUUAGUUGAUAAUGCUAAAGCUGCUGGUUUUAAAGCUAUUGUCCUUACUGUUGAUACACCUGUUGUAGGUGCAAGAAGAGCAGAUAUAAGAAAUGAUUUUAAAUUACCUGAUCAUUUAGAGUUGGCUAAUUUAAAGAAAAUUUCAAUUUUGGAAAAAGAAAAUAAUUCUAGAUUAGGUACAUUUGAAUUAAAUAAAUAUUCUGCAAAUUUUUUUGAUCCAUCAUUAACAUGGGAAGAUGUUAAAUGGCUUGUUGAUUAUUCUAAAAUUCCAGUUAUAAUUAAAGGUAUUCUUCGUGGUGAUGAUGCAGAAAAAGCAAUUGAAUCUGGUGCUGCAGCUAUAAUGGUUUCUAAUCAUGGUGGAAGACAAUUAGACACAACAGUUUCAACAAUCGAAGCUUUACCUGAAAUUGUUAGGAGUGUCCAAAAGAGAAUACCAAUUUUUAUUGAUGGAGGUAUUCGUAGUGGAAGUGACAUAUUUAAAGCUAUUACUCUUGGAGCAGAUAUGGCUUUUAUUGGAAGGCCAAUACUUUAUGGUCUAACUAUUGGUGGAGAAAGUGGUGUAACACAUGUAUUAGACAUCUUAAAGAAAGAAUUUACAACAACAAUGAAGUUAUCUGGUUGUGACUCGAUUAAAUUUAUGAAAGAGGCAAAAAAUUUAGUUAUAAAUUCUGAUUUUAUACCAAAAUUAUAG
Strongyloides ratti is the source of this 1143-nucleotide messenger RNA. Its product is annotated as FMN-dependent dehydrogenase domain and Alpha-hydroxy acid dehydrogenase, FMN-dependent family and Aldolase-type TIM barrel domain-containing protein. The transcript is spliced from 2 exons. The record is from RefSeq and is a predicted model, not a curated record. Lineage: Eukaryota; Metazoa; Nematoda; Chromadorea; Rhabditida; Strongyloididae. The coding region runs from base 1 to 1143 and encodes 380 amino acids. Gene Ontology annotation, molecular function: oxidoreductase activity; FMN binding.